Gossypium arboreum is the source of this 1097-nucleotide messenger RNA. RefSeq lists its product as uncharacterized. The coding region runs from base 1 to 942 and encodes 313 amino acids. Gene Ontology annotation, biological process: SREBP signaling pathway. The transcript is spliced from 8 exons. Lineage: Eukaryota; Viridiplantae; Streptophyta; Magnoliopsida; Malvales; Malvaceae. Gene Ontology annotation, cellular component: endoplasmic reticulum; endoplasmic reticulum membrane. Gene Ontology annotation, molecular function: ubiquitin protein ligase binding; cholesterol binding. The record is from RefSeq and is a predicted model, not a curated record.
AUGGAUCCUCCACAAGAUAGUGCAGCACCACCGUCUCCCCCGGCUCAAAGCGGCGGUUCUUUCGGAAUCCCCGCAAUGCUUGUCUUUGCUUCCAUAGUUAUCAUCGCCUCCCCGGCAAUGGUGCCAUCAUGUUGGUAUACUAGAAACAGCUUAUCCAUUUUGCAUCAAGUCCCUGAAGGCCAUGUUGGUGUUUAUUGGAAGGGUGGGGCUCUUCUAAAAACAAUAACCGAGCCAGGUUUCCAUUUGAAGAUGCCUCUUGUAACCCAGUAUGAGCCUGUUCUAGUUACUCUUCAGACAGAUCAGGUGAGGAAUAUUCCAUGUGGUACUAAAGGGGGGGUAAUGAUUAACUUUGAAAAGAUAGAGAUUGAUGAAAAGAUGAAAGAUGCACUUCAAUGUGGUUGCACAAAGUACGCACCAGGAAUUGAAAUUCUUAGUGUAAGGGUUACAAAGCCCAUUAUACCUGAAAGAAUUAGAAGAAAUUAUGAACAAAUGGAAGAAGAACGCACCAAGGUUUUAAUUUCAAUUGAGAGGCAAAAAGUAGUUGAGAAAGAAUCAGAAACCCAGAAAAAAAUGGCCAUUCAUGAAGCUGAAAAAACAGCCACUGUUAGCAACAUCCUAAGGGAACAAAAGCUAAAGGAGAAGGAAAAUGCCAUGGAACUGCAGGAGAUUGAGAACCAAAUGUUCAUUGCUCAUCAAAAAUGUCUAGCAGAUGCUGAUUUUUAUAGUGCAAUGAAAGAAGCUGAAGCAAACAAGAUGAAGCUGACCCCUGAAUUUCUUGAGCUCAAGUUUAUAGAGGCCAUCGCUAAUAACACCAAAAUUUUCUUUGGUCAUAAGGUACCCGAUAUGGUUUUGGAUCAAAGGCUACUAGUGGGUAACUUCCUUGAGAAUGUGUCGCAACAGGUGCAUGGUGAGAGGCAAAUGAAAUCAGAUGAUAAUGCUUAAAUGAAAUGGUCAAUGUAUACUAUAUACAUGCAUAUAUAAAUAGAAAGUUUAAUCCAUUAUUACAGGCUACUGUUUUGGCUAAUAAUCUUCCUUUGGCUGGUUUCUAAUAUAUAUACUACAGCAAUUUGAUGUUUCAAGAUAAGGAAAUAUUCUUA